GUUGAAUAUUAACACUCUCAACGAGACCUCUCUCUGCUGACUACUCUUCCUCAAGGAGCGGCCUCGAUUGUGGUCGCAGUUGGGCAGUCAACUGUAGCUCACAGUCUUUUUGCUAUUGCGCUUGUUGCUAUCGUUUCUACACCCGCGCAGCUGGUCUGCCUCAUCAGGCUCAGCACGGACAUUCUGCCAUUCUUUCCAGCUUCGCGCGCCACCCAUCGAUUUCGCAUUCCUCGAUUCAGUCACUCAUCCCGUAAUUCAUGGUCUGAGCUCGACAUCUGCUACAUACACAAAGCCAUUGUCGACUCUGCCCUAAGCUAUGGCUUCCGAGGUCCCACCCUUGCGCAUCCAAAAGGGCGGCGGCGGCGGCAAUGGGCCCAGCUCUUCGCCAUCCAAGCUGCCACGGAUAACUAAUCGUCCUCUUUCCGAGCUGAGUCCUAUGGCAAUUCGCAGGAACUCUCCAAGUUUCCCGCAACCAAAGGGCAAGCUAUUCAGCAGCGAGACCUCCCCCGUUGGUUCAUCGCCAUUUUCUACGAGUUCGCCACGUUUGUUUUGGCAGGGCCGUGAUCCAAGUUCCCCUGCCAGAGAAAACACCGAGACUCCUCCCGCCUCCUCCCCACAGAAGCGCUCGUCCAUUGAAAACCUGAAGAGGGCUUCAAGAGUGAAAAAUAGUAGCAUGUUUGCCCUCGAACAGAGCACACACUAUGAUCCCUCGCGUCCGGCGAUUCUUGACGGCCGCCCUCAGAGCAUGCAGUUUCCACGACAGUCAUCGCCAAUCCGGGGUUCGGACGCCGGGCGAAAAGAAAACGUUGCGCCCCUGGACAGAACGUCGUCGGUUCAACCACAAGAGAAGCAGCAGGAGGAUGAGUCCAAGGCUGCGACUAAUUCAGUCACACCCCUCUCACCAAGUCGGCUGAAUAGCUCGCCGGCCAAGUCAUCAUUAUCAAAGAAGACAGGGUCAGCAUUCAGAAGCAGUGGCUUCAACCCCGAGACCGGCAUUUGGGAAGACGAUGAAGAUUUCCAAGACAGACAACUGCCCGCUGGCCGUGGGCUGCACCGUCACCAAAAAAGCGUUACGUUUGACCAAGCACCUCCACAAAUCAACGAGUACGAGGAACCCACACCUGCCCCUUCUUCAAUUGCGUCUGGAUCGCGGGAAGGUAGCUAUGAGUCUACCGAUGACGACGAAGAUGAGGACGAGGAGGCAAGCUUUGAGAGAGGUUCGUCGAUGGAUCAUGAUGACAGCUUUGACGCGUCUCUCGAGGACACCGAAAAGACACCGGUCGUCUUGCCUGAAGAUUGGCGCUUCAUGAGCCCCGAGAGCGCCAACACUGAUCUGUCUCGCCAUGAAGAAGACGUCUUCGAAGAUGAUUGCGGUAGUCCAGCCCCGACUGCACAGCCAGGCAUUCCAUCUUUCCGUCCUCAUCAGACAAGCGCAAGUUCGAUCGACUCUAACGGACAGUCUCGCCCUCUCCCACCACUUCCGCCAAUGAUUGGAUCACAAGGGCACUCGAGAUCAGACAGUCUAUCCGGCGCCUUUGAGCGUAUGAGCGUAGCGUCACGUUCUCUUCCAAGCCCGCCAAUCGCUACCACCAUCUCGAAAGCAGAUAUUCAGAAGAUUGGGACUGGGACCUCUCUUUCAGCAGAAGACAGAUUGAGAUUGAUGGCACUCCAAGAACAGGAGAGAGAACGUCGAAUGAGGCGAAUGGCUUCCAAAGACGCUGUCCCCCUCCGCAGCACCAGUAAUGAAGACUCGCUUGUCGAGAGUUGCGAUACACGGACAAUCCAGUCUGACUCCAGAAACUCGACCCCACAGCUUUCGAGGGCAUCGAUUCUUGAAGGUCUGCGUGGUCAUGUUGGCGCCAACAGUCGAGACAGCAGCGAAGAGGUUCAAGACACUUCCCGAGAGCGGGAUCUGGCCUCUCUCGAUCCUGACGUUGCGAUACCCUCCUUGGAAGAUCCCACACAACCACAUAUUAAAGUGGAGGAGGACGAAGAGCCUGAUCUGUACUCGAUCCCGGACAUGUACAUGGGACGUAGAGUGUCAGGUUCAGACGUUAGCACAAACCACGAUGACGACCUCACCAGCCAGUAUUCACAGCCAUCAACGGCGUCUUUCGCUGCCCAAAUGACGGAGGAAGGAGAAGACACUCCCAAAGCACAGAGUCCAGCUCGAGAGUUGAACGCAAAACCCGCAACAUCUGAGCGUGUGUCUUUGCCAGAUUUCACCGACUUUGGCAAGACGAGCAGUUUCGAUAUUGGCCUUGCCCCGUAUUUGAGCCAGAAGGAGGAGACUGUGAAACCAGCCAACGUUGUUGCGCCACCAUCUCAGCUACCUGACCUCGCUGCUCUCCGUCAGUCGAUUCAGCGGCCAUUCACCCCAGAAGUCCAGCUUAGGCCAUUCCAAACUCGCCCAACGUUUAGCCCAGAACAGGUUGCACCAGCAACACCUGAGUCCGUGGUUAGAUACCCCGUUCCACGUACAAAUUCCCCCAGUCACGUCAACGACGCAAAAGAGGAUGGACUGGAUCUACGAGAGGAAAGUGACCGGUCAAUUAGCCCCUCGGACACUGGUUCAGUCUUGGUUCACGACAAGGAACUUUCGCCCGUCUCUCCUAUGUCCGCCAACUUUGACGAGAGUGCUGAGAGAGCAAAGGACAACACCACCAAUGCAGAGUCAGUCGACGAGAAGCGACCCGAGACUGACAAGAAUGGAGGAGAAGAGAAACGGGUUAGCAGCCUGGUACCUUUGGAUAUUCCCACCACAGGAUUGGACGAAGGCCUUGGGUUGGGACUUGAGAAGGAAUUUGACCGCGUUGUGGAAGCCCAGAAGAGAGGAUACCUGAUGAGACAGAACACCAAAAUUGUCGUCGCAAGUGAACGCAUAUCUCAGGAUGAGUGCAGAUCUCCUGGCCUUCCGACGACAACUGAAGAUGGUCUGCUUGGUGUCCCCACGGAGGCCAACCAGGUCCAUGCGUCACCGCGAAAAACGAGUCAGCCAACUUGGACUGCUGAACCAUGGAAUGGUAAGAUCCGGCGGAAAAGCAUUCGAGUCGGCGGGGAAAAGGCCCUCAGUAAGAGGAAGCCAGUCGAGGGUCCUGUGCCGCCUUUGCCGGGACAAGCGAGCAAUGCUCAGGAGGGCCUUGACGCUGUUGCGGAAGACGAGAUCGGAGAAGAAGAGGAGUGGGAGGAUGGAGCUGAACGAGGCCGACUUUUUGUGAAGGUGGUCGGUGUCAAGGAUUUGCAGAUGCCAUUUCCCCAACACGAACGAACUUUCUUUGCUCUGACACUCGACAAUGGCAUGCACUGCGUAACCACUGCUUGGCUUGAUCUUGCCCGAAGCGCACCUAUCGGUCAGGAAUUUGAGCUGAUUGUUCUCAAUGAGCUUGAAUUUCAACUCACAUUGCAGAUGAAAUUGGAAGAGCCCAAAGUUGAACGGCCGCAGUCUCCUUCUAAGCCGCCCGCGUCGCCUAAGAAGCAAGGAGCUUUCGGGAGAUUGUUUGGAUCCCCCAAGAAGAAGAAAGAGUCGGAGGUUAGAGCCCAGCAAGAAGCUCAGGCAGUCAGAAGACCCGUGACACCGCCUUCGGCGUACGAGCUGGUCCAAGGUCUUGUCGCAAAGGACGGUUCAUUUGCUCGAGCUUACAUUUCGCUUAGCGAGCAUGAGAAGCAAGCAUAUGGUAGGCCGUACAAUGUCGACAUCACCUGCUUCAACGAGUGGGCUAUGGAAGAGGUCCAUGUGGGCAGCUCGAGAAGCAAGAAGAGCGUGACGCAACUCCAGCGCCGUCCGCCUUACGAGAUUGGCAAAUUGGAACUUCAGUUGUUGUAUGUUCCGAAACCGAGAGGUGCAAAGGAUGAUGAUAUGCCAAAGAGCAUGAACGGUGCUGUUCGCGCACUUCGAGAUGCCGAAGAACGUCUGGCCCAACAGGCAAAUAUAAAGGAGUUUGAGGGCUAUCUGAGCCAGCAGGGUGGCGAUUGCCCGUACUGGCGACGACGGUUCUUCAAGCUUGCCGGAACCAAGCUGACGGCAUUCCAUGAGACUACUCUUCAACCCCGAGCAACCAUCAACCUUGCGAAGGCUACGCGCCUCAUUGACGACAAGACGGCGCUGACCCAGAGGGAGACUUCGACCAAGGGUGGCGGCCGCCGCAAGAGCGGGUUUGCGGAAGAGGAAGAAGGAUACAUGUUUGUGGAAGAGGGUUUCCGUAUCCGCUUUGCGAACGGAGAAGUUAUCGACUUCUAUGCCGAUUCGACCACGGAGAAGGAGCAAUGGAUGCAGGCGCUCUCGCAGGUCGUGGGCAAAGGCGUGCAGAGCGGCUCGGCUCCGAUCAGAGGCUGGACAGAAAUGGUCCUCAGGCGGGAGAAGAAGAUGAAGACAGCAGGCGCAGCACAACGUCCCAAAGCUGGUCACCAACGAACGGAGACGUAUCAUGCGGGUGGUGGGAUGAAUCAGGCACACAGUCCAGUGAAGACGGCGGUCGGUCGCGAAGAGAGGCAUCGAAAGACGAAGAGUAUGUAUUGCUGAGGAACGGGAGUAAUCAUCACGAUCAUUAUCGACUGAUGGGGAAUUGGCAUGGAUGGCAGCUUUGACGGAAUUAAGGGGUGUUUGAAUAUGGUUGGUGCUUGGUUGGUUGGACCUGGGUCGGUCGGCGUUGGACAAAGAGAUAUGAUGAUAAUGGACCAGGGUCGGCUCCGUGGGAUCAUUCAUGUUCCAAUUCGAUUCGAGUUCGAUUUCUUUUCAUGGCAAGACGAUCUUGAUGCAGCACACGAUCAACAGGGGUGGGCAAAGGAGGUCAGUGAGACAACGACCGUGACUGGCUCGCCACACACAUGAACGCCGUGAUGUGCAUCUAAAAGAAUUUGUUUAGAAAAUCAGAUUUUCAAGACCUUUGCAGAGCCCGUGAC
Molecule: messenger RNA, 4899 nt
Organism: Cladophialophora immunda
Lineage: Eukaryota; Fungi; Ascomycota; Eurotiomycetes; Chaetothyriales; Herpotrichiellaceae
Exons: 6
Coding region: 317-4519 (1400 amino acids)
Molecular function (GO): GTP binding
Source: RefSeq, a predicted model, not a curated record